Molecule: messenger RNA, 965 nt
Organism: Naegleria gruberi
Lineage: Eukaryota; Heterolobosea; Eutetramitea; Acrasida; Naegleriidae
Exons: 1
Coding region: 5-892 (295 amino acids)
Source: RefSeq, a predicted model, not a curated record
CAAAAUGUUGUUGAACAACUCUAAGAACACUAGAAGAAACAUUCUUCUUGGCUUGGCCUUGACUGCUGCCAUUCUUGUAUUGGUUUUUGUAGGUUCCACUGAAGCUGCCGCAGCUAGAAAAGCAACUGCAAGCAGACCAACUCCAAAAAAGACAACUAGCUCCACAACAGCUGGUAGAAAGCCUGCAGCUACUGCAACCCCAAAGAAGACAACUGCUUCAGCAACCAAUUCAAGAAAGCCUGCCUCAACUGCUUCUAAUAGAGCUAAUACUAGAGCAGGUGCCAAUUCAAGAAAUGGAAAUGCCAAACAACCUGCCACAACUGGUGGUCGUAGAAGAAAUGGAGCUGCAGCUGCUUCCAAAGGUGCUGCCAAUAGUGGUGGUGGUCUUUCAAAGUGGCUCAAUACUGCUAAGAAUGUCAUUAGUAAUAAUCCAGAUCUUGUCAAUCAAGCUAAGGAUUUUGCUCUUAAUAAGAUUACUGGUGCAGGAGGUGGUUCAUCUUCUAAUGAAAAUGGAGAAGAGCAACAACAACAACAACAAUCAUCUGCUUCUGAACAAUCAUCAAACAAUGGUAAUUCUCAAUCCGAACAAUCAUCUGCUUCUGCUGAACAAUCCAAUGCUGCUGCUGCCUCUGAACAAUCAAACAAUGGUAAUUCUCAAUCUUCUUCAUCUUCAUCUUCUUCUGCAAAUGGUGCUGCUGAACAAUCAAAUGCUGGUAAUAGCAAUAAUAAUAAUAAUAAUAAUAAUGGUGGAAGUGAAUCAAAUUCUCAAGUUGCAGUCAGUGGAAAUCAAGGUAGAGGAAAGCAAUCAAGAAAGUUCAGAAAUGGAUCUGUCAAAGUUAGAGGUGGAAGAAAUGGUGCUCCAAUUAUUCUCAAGCUCAAGAUUUAUGCUUAAUUGUUGUAAACUUGACAGAAUGUGAACAUUCAUGAUCAAAAAAACCUUGUAAAAUAAAACUUUGAUCUCUCUU